GGUGGCGGUGGUGGCAGUGGUGGCGGUAGCUGGGGAUCAGACAUGGCGGCGGAUCUGAACCUGGAGUGGAUCUGCUCCUUGCCCCCGACCUGGACUUACGGGAUCACCAAAGGCGGCCGCGUGUUUUUCAUCAACGAGGAGGCGAAGAGCACCACCUGGCUGCACCCCGUCACGGGAGAGGCCGUGGUCACCGGGCAUCGGAGGCAGAGCCCAGAUUUGCCUACUGGUUGGGAAGAAGCAUAUACUUUUGAAGGAGCAAGAUAUUAUAUAAAUCAUAAUGAACGGAAGGUGACCUGCAAACAUCCAGUUACAGGACAACCAUCACAGGAUAAUUGUAUUUUUGUCGUAAAUGAACAGACCACUACAACUAUGACCUCGGAAGAAAAGAAGGAACGACCCAUAAGCAUGAUAAAUGAAGCUGCUAACUAUAAUAUGACUUCAGACUACGCAGUGCAUCCAGUGAGCCCUGUGGGCAGAUCUUCACGGUCUUCAAAAAAAGUUCAUAAUUUUGGAAAGAGAUCAAACUCAAUUAAAAGGAAUCCCAAUGCACCUGUUGUCAGACGAGGUUGGCUUUACAAACAGGAUAGUACUGGUAUGAAGCUGUGGAAGAAACGCUGGUUUGUGCUUUCUGACCUGUGCCUCUUCUAUUAUAGAGAUGAAAAAGAAGAAGGCAUAUUGGGAAGCAUUCUCUUGCCUAGUUUUCAAAUAGCUUUGCUAACCUCUGAAGACCACAUUAAUCGCAAACAUGCUUUUAAGGCCGCCCAUCCAAACAUGCGGACCUAUUAUUUCUGCACUGAUACAGGAAAGGAAAUGGAGUUGUGGAUGAAAGCCAUGCUAGAUGCUGCUCUUGUACAAACAGAACCUGUGAAAAGAAUUACCUUUAAUUUCAGAGUGGAUAAGAUCCCAUCUGAAAAAGCAUCAUCUAGAGAAGUCAACAAUAUUUCCAACCAUAGGGUGCUAAUUAAGCCAGAGAUGCAGAGUAGUCAGAAGAAGAAGGAUGUAAGAAAAAUUGAAGAAAAAAGGGCCUUAGAAGCUGAAAAAUAUGGAUUUCAGAAGGAUGGUCAAGACAGACCUUUAACAAAAAUUAACAGUGUAAAACUGAAUUCUGUGCCCUCAGAGUAUGAGAGUUUAACAACUAGCACGAAUCCUCCUGGACGUUACAGGCCAGCUCAAACCAAUGGUUCAGACACUAAAGCAGUCAAUGUUAGCCUUGCAGACCUUAGAAGUGGAAAUCAUCCUAAUACUGUACCAGUUCAUAUGGAGUCGGAUCGAGUCAUCCAGAGAACCAAUUCAAUGUUGCAACUGGAGCAGUGGAUCAAGAUUCAGAAGGGGAAGAGUCAUGAGGAGGAGCCCAGAGGCGUGAUAUCUUACCAGACAUUACCAAGAAAUAUGCCAAGCCACAGAACCCAUGUUGUCCCUCGCUAUCCCGAAGGCUACAGAACCCUCCCAAGAAAUACCAAGACAAGACCAGAGAGCAUAUGUGGGAUAACGCCAUCAGCUCAUGACAGGACUGUGGGAGCACCAAUAGAAGACAAACGGAGGUCCAUGAGAGAUGACACCAUGUGGCAACUCUAUGAAUGGCAGCAGCGGCAGUUCUAUAAUAAGCAAAGUACUCUCCCUCGACAUGGCACUUUAAGCAGCCCUAAAACUAUGAUUAAUAUUUCUGACCAAGCAAUGCACUCUAUUCCCACAUCGCCUUCCCAUGGUUCAAUAGCCGCCUAUCAGGGAUAUUCUCCUCAACGAACGUAUAGAUCAGAAGUGUCUUCACCCAUACAGAGAGGAGAUAUAACAGUGGACCGCAGACACCGAGCACAUCACCCUAAGCAUGUUUUUGUACCUGACCGAAGGUCGAUGCCAGCAGGCUUGACUUUACAGCCAGUUAAUCCCCAAAGCCUCCAAGGCAAGACGCCAGAGGAGCUCACACUGCUGCUAAUAAAGCUGAGACGGCAGCAAGCUGAACUGAGUAGUAUCCGGGAAAAUACAUUAGCACAACUCAUGCAACUCAAACUUGAGGCCCACUGUCCAAAGAAUGAGAUUCUUUCACAUCAUCUUCAAAAGAACACCCUAUACUUGGAUCAUCAGAUGAAAGAGAAUGAACCUUUAAUCACCAUGGUUCACACUAUGAUUGAGAACUCGGCGCUAAGACCCCAACUGUACCAGCAACUGUCACAAGAUGAGUAUAGAGGUACAUUGUACAAGUACAGAUCUGAAGAAGUGGAUAUUGAUGCGAAGCUAAGCAGAUUAUGUGAACAAGAUAAAGUGGUACAUGCAUUGGAAGAGAAACUUCAGCAGCUCCACAAGGAGAAAUAUAUGCUUGAGCAAGCUUUGCUAUCAGCCAGCCAAGAAAUAGAGAUGAAUGCAGAUAAUCCAGCAGCCGUUCAGAAUGUAGUUUUGCAAAGGGAUGAUUUACAGAACGGACUACUUAGCACAUGCCGAGAACUAUCUCGAGCUACAGCGGAGCUAGAAAGAGCAUGGCGAGAAUAUGACAAAUUAGAAUAUGAUGUAACAAUCACAAGGAACCAGAUGCAAGAACAAUUGGAUCGACUAGGUGAAGUUCAGACGGAGUCAGCUGGCAUUCAGCGUGCACAGAUUCAGAAAGAACUUUGGAGAAUUCAAGAUGUCAUGGAAGGUUUGAGUAAACAUAAACAGCAGCGAGGCACCACUGAGGCUGGUAUCUUAGGAUCAAAGACUUUUUCAGCAGUUAAGUAUAAAAAUGAGGAAGAGGAAGUAGUCCCACCUCGUCCUCCACUUCCUUGGUCCUAUGACUUUACAGAGCAGCCUCCCAUAAUCCCCCCUCUGCCCAGUGAUAGCAGCUCCUUGCUCUGUUAUAGCAGGGGCCCAGUACACCUGCCUGAAGAAAAGAAGAUGUACCAAGUGCAAGGAUAUCCAAGAAAUGGAUCUCACUGUGGUCCUGAUUAUAGACUUUACAAGAGUGAACCAGAAUUAACAACUGUGGCAGAAGUUGAUGAAUCUAAUGGAGAAGAAAAGUCUGAACCUGUUUCAGAAAUAGAUUCUGUAACUAAAGGUUCACAUUUUCCUAUUGGAGUUGUACCUCCCAGAACCAAAUCACCAAUGCCUGAGUCUUCAACAAUAGCCUCUUAUGUAACCUUAAGGAAAACUAAGAAGACUGAUAUAAGAACGGAAAGGCCUAGAAGUGCUGUAGAACAGCUGUGUUUGGCUGAAAGCACUAGACCUCGGAUGACUCUAGAGGAACAAAUGGAAAGAAUAAAAAGACGCCAACAAGCUUGCCUAAGGGAGAAGAAGAAAGGACUGACUGUCAUUGGAACUUCAGACCAGUCACCCCUUCAGAGUCCAUCAUUUUGCAGAGAUAAUCCAUUCAGGGUAAUCCAGAAUCAGAGGGAUGAUUUGGUGUCAAGUAACAUUAAGGAACUGGACAACCUCAGUAGAGAAAACAAUACUAAACCAAACCUUGAAACUUCUGCAGAAGAAGUAGCUCAACUAAAUGAAACUAACAACAUAGACCAUCAGGAUGUGGAUUUCAGUAAAGAGUUUUUAAAAACUGAUAAUGACUCAUUCUGUGAACCACUAUUCAAAUCUGAGCCAAGAGAAGAGAAUUCUGAAGAAAUGAUGGAUAAACAACAGGAGAGAGAAAAAAUGUCUGAUGAUAUUUCAUACAGCCCCCAAAUUGUGACUCUAAUCGCAAAUCAUAAAUCUGAAGGCAAUUCAGAAGAAAAGGAAAUAGCCAAUGUCAUUGAACAAGAAGGGAAUGUCAUUUCUUAUGAACCUAUGGCUGAAACUUCAAGAGGAAAUCAAGCAAUAACCGUGAAAACUCUGCCGCCAUCCCCUGAGCCCUCCACAUCGCCUGUCCAGCCAGCGCAGCCACAGCUCCCAGAAGGAUCCCAUUUCAUCUACAACAGCUUCUGUUGAACCAAUUCAUAGUUAAGGAUAUGGACCUAUGGAAAUGUGAGAAGAAAUUGUACAGUCUCUUAAAUCUAUGAAAUUCAUAGUUCAGAUGCCUUUAGCCACAGAGCAUCAUUUUAUCACUUCUGGAAAUGUUUAUUCCAAGAUAGCUUUAAUGGCCCAUAGGUACACUCCACAGUAUCAAGGUUAUCUCUUAUGACACCAGCUUGCUGCUAUGAUUUCAGUGCACAUAAAUAAUGGUGCUUUUUAAUGUGUAGCCUACAGCCAUAGCUUAGUUGCUGUGUUCCAGAUUUAAAUGUUUCUUAAUUCUGAGUUGAUGAUUUCCAUUUGGCUUUUGGCUUUUGAGUACAUGAAAUUGGUUACUUUUCCACAUCCCUGCUGAAGCUUAUUUUCUCUUUGGCUACUACAAUGCAUUGUUUCACACUUGGUUUGUAAAAUUCUUAUAUAUAUGUGUGUGUAUUUAAAAUGUGCCAUUUUAUUAUUGCUAAGUGAAAUGUCCUGUUUUCUGCUGUAAUUAUUUCUCAGUCACAUUGCACUCGGUCACAUUGCAGCGUCAGCAGUUACUGCCACACUGUUGUCAGCAUAUACACAAAUGUUAUGGCCUAUUUUUCCUUAAAAACAAAAUAAAGUGUAGGUAUUUUGCGGUACUGGGCUUUUAAUUCUUUGGAAUAGGUGUGUACAGCAAUAAGGUUUCCAAUUCCAGUACUUAGUUUGUGUACAAAUGUAAUUAUGUUCAUUGUGUAUGUAUUAUACAAUGAGCACAUGCAAUAUAAGUAUAUAAAGUUACUAUUGUUUAAAUGCAAAUGUUCAUAUCGCAUUUCUUUUCUAUCAUGUUAAA
Messenger RNA from Gracilinanus agilis (Agile Gracile Mouse Opossum), 4720 nucleotides. It is a transcript of the gene PLEKHA5, whose product is annotated as pleckstrin homology domain containing A5. NCBI's taxonomy places the organism in Eukaryota, Metazoa, Chordata, Mammalia, Didelphimorphia, Didelphidae. The coding region runs from base 43 to 3888 and encodes 1281 amino acids. The record is from RefSeq and is a predicted model, not a curated record. The transcript has 31 exons. Gene Ontology annotation, molecular function: protein binding; phosphatidylinositol-5-phosphate binding; phosphatidylinositol-3-phosphate binding. Gene Ontology annotation, cellular component: cytosol.